Messenger RNA from Rhizophagus irregularis DAOM 181602=DAOM 197198, 1719 nucleotides. RefSeq lists its product as uncharacterized. Gene Ontology annotation, biological process: negative regulation of DNA-templated transcription; positive regulation of transcription by RNA polymerase II. Gene Ontology annotation, molecular function: histone H4K16 acetyltransferase activity; transcription coregulator activity. NCBI's taxonomy places the organism in Eukaryota, Fungi, Glomeromycota, Glomeromycetes, Glomerales, Glomeraceae. The record is from RefSeq and is a predicted model, not a curated record. Gene Ontology annotation, cellular component: chromatin; MSL complex.
ACGUCACCUUGAGAGAAGUUUAAAAGGACCUUGGCUGCGCCUCGGUCUCAGAAAUCCACCAAUUUUUAGCACCAUUAUUAGUUUGGAAGAAGAGGACAUAGAUCACUGUAUUUAAUAUUAAGAAUGACACAAAGAUUUUCAGCUUCACCCUCUCCAAGGCCUGGAACACCAACACACCGUUCAGGUACACCUGGUACUACAGCUUUAGAAAUAGUAGUUGGUUGUAAAGUUUUUGUAGAGGUAAAAAAAGAAAAGAAAGAAGAAACCCGAGAGUUUCGUAAAGCGGAAAUUUUAUCCGUUCGUACGCAUAACGAUAAGCCAGAAUAUUAUGUACAUUUUGUUGAAUUCAAUAAGAGGUUGGAUGAAUGGGUUGGCCUUGAAAGAAUUGAUAUAACAAAAGAUAUUGAAAGACCCGCUAAGAAAAGGAAUGGAAAAGGAGGUAAUCAAUUUAGAGAUUCUGAUACAUCGUCUAGAGUUGGUUCACCACUUAGAGAAGUUACUGGUAGAGGUGGUGGUGGAGUAGGCACAACAGUUGGACAAAAAAGAAAAAUUUCAGCAAUAGAAGAUAUUCCGACUCCUAAUGCUAAAGCAACAACACCAUCAACACCUUUAGUUGAAGCUACAGGUGAAGACUAUGAAGAUGGGGGUACACCGGGUAAUGGAACACCUUUAGGACCUUUAGCGGCUACAUUUUCUAAAGAACAAGAAAUUGAAAGGCUUCGUACAUCGGGAUCAAUGACACAAUCACAUUCAGAAAUCUCUAGAGUAAAGAAUUUAGAAAGAAUUCAUUUCGGAGAAUAUGAUGUUGAUACAUGGUAUUUUUCACCUUAUCCACAAGAAUAUAGUGAUGCGGCAGUUGUUUAUAUAUGUGAAUUUUGUUUGUUUCAUUAUAUUAGUGAAAGACAAUUAAGAAGACAUUUACAAAAAUGUACAGUUAGACAUCCACCAGGGAAUGAAAUUUAUAGGUGUGAUGACAUUUCAUUUUUUGAAAUUGAUGGUAAUAAACAAAAAACUUAUUGUAGAAAUCUUUGUUUAUUAUCAAAACUAUUUCUUGAUCAUAAGACGCUUUAUUAUGACGUGGAUCCAUUUUUGUUUUAUAUUAUGUGUCAACAAGAUGAAUUUGGAUGUCAUAUGAUUGGUUAUUUUUCAAAGGAAAAGGAAAGUACUGAAGGAUAUAAUCUCGCUUGUAUUCUUACUUUACCACAACAUCAAAGAAAAGGAUUCGGUAGAUUAUUAAUAGCUUUUUCUUACGAACUUUCUAAAAAAGAAGGAAAAGUCGGAUCUCCUGAAAAACCUCUUUCUGAUCUUGGUUUGUUAUCUUAUAGAAGUUAUUGGACUGAAGUUAUUGUUGAAUUAUUACUGGAAACGAAAGAACUUAAUGAAGAUAUUACUAUUGAAGAUAUUUCUGCUAGAACUAGUAUUGCUACUACCGAUAUUCUUCAAACUCUUCAAUCAUUGUGUGCUAUUAAACCCUAUAAAGGUCAACAAAUUCUUUGCUUAAGUGAUGGUGUUAUUGCUUCUUAUCACAAAACAAAAGAAAAACAUAAGAAUAGAAGAAUUGAUGAAAGUUUUCUUAAAUGGACUCCUCCUCAUUUCACUUCUAAUCAAUUACGCUAUAUUUAAAUGGCGGAAAGAGUGCAAGAUAUGAAAGCUUGAAAUUCUCUUUACAGCUUUUCCGCUUAAUGUACUAUUUUAUUAGUUCCUCUUUCUUUGAAUCGU